Molecule: messenger RNA, 1107 nt
Organism: Ostreococcus tauri
Lineage: Eukaryota; Viridiplantae; Chlorophyta; Mamiellophyceae; Mamiellales; Bathycoccaceae
Product: Methylenetetrahydrofolate reductase
Exons: 2
Coding region: 1-1107 (368 amino acids)
Biological process (GO): L-methionine metabolic process
Molecular function (GO): methylenetetrahydrofolate reductase [NAD(P)H] activity
Source: RefSeq, a predicted model, not a curated record
AUGACGCUCGUCGACGCUCUGAUGGACCCAUCUCGCCCCGUGUUCCUGUUCGGAACGACGCCGCCGCUCGACGGAUCGAGUGCGGACGCGGAAAGGGAGGCGGCAGAGAACUUUGCGAAUAAAGCGCGCGGCUUGGCGGCGGACGGGUACAUCGUGUACGACAUUCAGGAGGAAAAGGGUCGAACGGAGGACGCGAGACCGUUUCCGUUUCGAAAGCUUGCUGACCCGGGUUCGUUCGCGAAGGCGCUGAAGAGGGCGACGAACGGCGGAGAGAGCGUGGUGUACAAGUGCGUGGCAGAGACGAAGAGCGAGGAGGCAUUCAAGGAGUGGUUGGCGGACGCCACGCGCGCGACAACGGCUUAUAACCUUGUAGGCGGUGCGAGUUCGAGUCAGGAGUACGCCGGGCCGACGAUCGCACGCGCGGCGGAGAUGUUGAAGGAGGCGAACAAGAAGUGCGCCUUUGGCGGCGUCACCAUCGCAGAAAGACACGCAAAGAAGGGUAACGAACACGAGACGCUCUGCGCGAAGGCGGCGGCGGGCGCGGAGUGGUUCAUAUCGCAGGCCAUCUACGAUGCGGACAUGACGAUCAAGCUCGUGAACGAUUACGGGGCCGAGUGCAAGAAGAGGAACAUCAAGCCGAAGAAAAUUGUCCUCACCUUUGCCCCAUGCGGUCGCGAGAAGACAAUGAAAUUCAUCAAGUGGCUCGGGUGCUCCGUUCCGGAGGCGGUCGAGCAAGAGAUUUUGACCGCGCAAAACCCGGCGCAGAAGUCUGUCGAGGUUUUGGUCGCCAUGUGCGCUCGAAUCAUCGAAGAGACAAAGGACUCUGGCGUCCCGCUCGGGGUCUCCGUGGAAUCUGUGAGCAUCUUCAAAAACGAAAAAGAAGCCGCUCACGACCUCUUCCGCCUCACCCAAGCCGUGAUGCUCGACGCCUACGGCCUCGAUUGGUCCAUGCGCUACACCAUUGGCGGUAAACCAACGACGAAGACGGAGAAACCGUCGAUAACAGAGCGGCAACUGGGCGAUGAAAAUGUAGCCAAGCGCGUCGCCGUCGCCACCGCCGCCUUCCUCGCCGGCGUCGCCGUGCGCGGCGUCACUUCGCGUCGCUAA